Molecule: messenger RNA, 909 nt
Organism: Aspergillus candidus
Lineage: Eukaryota; Fungi; Ascomycota; Eurotiomycetes; Eurotiales; Aspergillaceae
Product: aminoacyl-tRNA hydrolase
Exons: 3
Coding region: 1-909 (302 amino acids)
Molecular function (GO): peptidyl-tRNA hydrolase activity
Source: RefSeq, a predicted model, not a curated record
AUGACCCUUGAAUCGAGGGUCUCUGAGUCAACAGUCGAUGGCCCCGCCAUUAUCGACGAUCUCCCGCUUCCUGGGCAGCUCCAUAGCGUGUCGGCCACCGUCGAGUCAUGCACGAAAAGACCAAUGUCACUCAAAACCCCCCAACGCAUCCUCUUCAUCGCCUCAAUCGGCAACCCCCGACCCUACCGCUCAACCCGGCACAGCGCCGGGCACAUCCUCCUCGAUGCGCUGACGCCCCUCCUCGCCGUGCGCAUGCCGUUAACCUCCUCCCAACACCAAUCGUCCUCAGGACCCCUCUUCUACAAAACCUACCUCAGCCCAUCCUACAUGAACGAGUCAGGCCCGAAACUCGUCCGACAGCUCAAGAAUUGGCUCUCGACGACGCAGACGGAUAUAUUCGAGCGGAUUGUUCGGCCGGGUUUUAUACGAGAUCCUACAGCUACAACUACCCCCACAACCACUACAACCACCAGUGACAGCGCUCCCAAGACAACCCACCCAGAAUGGCACCGCCGCGGCACAGACCCAUCAACCCUCAAACACCUCCCCCCAACCCUCAUCAUCCUCCACGACGAGCUCGAAUCCCCCCUCGGCAAAGUGCGCGUCAAACGCGGCGGGCCCGACCAAGCCAGUCUCCGCGGCCACCGCGGCCUAAUCAGUGUAUUUGAGUCUCUGCGCGGAAAGGGCCUAUACCCCGCGCGGGCCGAUGCGACAGCGGCGCAUGGAGAGCUAUCCGUCUUGCGCAUUGGGGUUGGCAUUGGAAGACCGGAGACGAGGGGGCGGGGAGAUGUUGCCAAGUAUGUUCUGACGGAGAUGAGUCCGAAGGAGGUUGCUGCUGUUAGGGGGGCGGCGGGGCAGGUUGUGGAUGUUUUGGCGGAUGAGUUUUAUUGGGAGGGGGAUUCUAAGUGA